UGAAGAAUAUCGUCAGUAAUAUCGUUGACACAUGACAACUUCGUGGCAACUUCGUACCCAGGAACCCAGGGGCUUUUGGCGUGAUUGAAAGGCAAAAGAAAGUGAUCGGUAAAAGAUCGGAAAUCAAUUCAAGCAAGUGGAAACACAUGAAAGUGACAGGAAAGUGAGGAAAGUGAUCAAAGUGUCAGUGAUCAAGAAAAUUAUACGUACACUUGCCAGUAUCACUGUCGAAUAUUCUGUCGAAUACCAAUAAUACAUCGUCGUUUUAUCGAUAAUCAAAUAAAUUUUUGAAUUUCCUCUCGUUUUUGGAAGGGUUGUGACAGUUUUUAUAGCUUUACACAAAUAUGGCAGCUAACAUGGUUCAAGGGAUUGAUAGGAUUGCAGGUCAAAUGGGUUAUUUAGUAGUGAAUUCUGAAGGUGCUGUUAUAGCGUCUGGUGGAGAUCUUGAGAAUGAAGAAAAUAUUGCGAAUAUAUUUUUAAAAAUGCUGCAGUAUGCUACUAAGGUGCCUUUAUCAGCAGAUGAUUCCCAGAAUUGUAAGAGAGUUUCAGUUGUCUACAAUGAUUUCACGUUACUGGCAACAGUUUCCAAUCAAAAGGUGUAUAUUAUCAAAAAGGAAAAUGAAAUAUCAUAGUUGGACAGGUUAAUUUUUACUCUGAAUUUAUCAAUCGAAUAUGCUCAUAUAUUUUAGCUCCAAAUUAGUCUUUCAAUGUGUUGGACAUGGCGUGAAUCUAAUUAAACUUUUAAUUUGUGAGUAAUUGGAUUCGAAAUUGAAAAAAGUUCCAUUUAAUUUAUUCCAUUUUGAACAUCACAGAUUAUAUGGAUUGACUAUAUCAUUGUAAUCAGUGUUUUACAAAAUUGAAGUGCCAGAAUUUCUUGAGCAACAUGGCGAAGAGGCGGAUUUGCUUACUUGUUACUUCACCGUUUAAGUGCUACGAAACACGCUUUGAACAAGAUGAAUAACGGAUAUUGCAAACAAGAAUAGUGAAAGAACAGAGUCCUGCUGCACUCCAUGGGUUAUUGCGCUAAUUGAGGAAACAGUUCAUCUUUUUGUACGCCUUCGAACCUUUUAAUGGCAAAUGAAGACGCGCCUAGUAUACCGUAAUUAUUCGAAUAAACGCCGCGGCGUUUAUUAAAUUUUCAGCAAUUAAGAUGCGGCGUUUAUUCGAGGGCGUCGUUUAUUCAAGGGAAGCGUUUAUUGCAAACUCGUAACAACUCUGAAUCUAUUGUGUAAUUUAAACGCCAAUUUAACCAAUACAAUCAGUCCCCAAAAAAACUAAGUAUAAAAGUUAUGUGUCUGUUCUAUUUAUAUAAUUAUAUAUGAAAAUUGAACUGUGGUUAUAAAUAAAUACUUCGAAUAAACGCCGCGAUGACGAAAAGGUUGCGGCGUUUAUUUAAGGGCGGCGUUUAAUGAUAUUUUUGCUUGUCUCUGCGGCGUUAUUUCGAGGGCGGCGUUUAUUCGAGGGAGGCGUUUAUUCGAGUAAUUACGGUACGCAUUUUAACUCGUACAAUGUGAUUGUAUGGUUAACAUUAUCAAAGCCCUAGAAAGGUCCAACAAAAUGGUGACUAUUACCAUAGGCAGCCCAGAAAUCUGUUUAUAUAUAUAUAAA
This is a messenger RNA of Dendronephthya gigantea, 1608 nucleotides long. Its product is annotated as ragulator complex protein LAMTOR4 homolog. The record is from RefSeq and is a predicted model, not a curated record. Gene Ontology annotation, biological process: positive regulation of TOR signaling; cellular response to amino acid stimulus. Gene Ontology annotation, molecular function: guanyl-nucleotide exchange factor activity. The coding region runs from base 345 to 632 and encodes 95 amino acids. The transcript has 4 exons. Gene Ontology annotation, cellular component: lysosome; Ragulator complex. Lineage: Eukaryota; Metazoa; Cnidaria; Anthozoa; Malacalcyonacea; Nephtheidae.